Ictalurus punctatus (channel catfish) is the source of this 2553-nucleotide messenger RNA. RefSeq names its product receptor activity modifying protein 1 (gene ramp1). The transcript has 3 exons. Gene Ontology annotation, cellular component: signaling receptor complex; membrane; cell surface. Bases 420 to 872 code for a protein of 150 amino acids. The record is from RefSeq and is a predicted model, not a curated record. Gene Ontology annotation, molecular function: coreceptor activity. NCBI's taxonomy places the organism in Eukaryota, Metazoa, Chordata, Actinopteri, Siluriformes, Ictaluridae. Gene Ontology annotation, biological process: protein localization to plasma membrane; G protein-coupled receptor signaling pathway; cellular response to hormone stimulus.
ACCCGCACGCGCGCACACAAACCGCUCGUGCUCCUGUGAGUCCUUUCGGUCAGCACACCGAUUCCCCGACGAUUCUGGAUAUAGUGUAUUUGUUUCUUUGUUUUUUACCCAGUCUAAACCGGACUCAUCUUUCCGUCACUGAAGUCUGAUUGGUUUUGGGCAGAAACACUUUAGGUCAGAAUGUGAUUCGUUCCGUCUCGCGCUCUGUGUCGCUCGCACGCGCGAGAACGGUCGCUGUUCUUCACAACUGCAACUCGCUCAGUGUUAUCUGUGAAGAGUGGACUGCUCUGAACCUGCUUCUGUCUCUUACUCAGACAUGCUGUAUAUGACAGUUAGGAGAAUAUAAAUAUCGAAUAACGAGUAACUUGAGCAGAGAGGAAGACUAGACAAACUUGUCGUCGGUGUGAAAAUAUCGCUUCAUGAUGGGAAACAGCGGCGUUUUACCCGCAGGGAGACAUACAGCUCUGUGUGUUAUACUGGCGACUCUCUCUGCAGUAGCGAUGGCUUGUAGCAGCUAUUAUGAGAAUGCUAUCAAGGAGUUUUGCCUGGCUAAGUUCAAGGAGGACAUGGAAGCUCUGGACCAAGGCCACUGGUGCAGUUGGGAGGACACAGUAGAGUCCUAUGGAGAGCUGACAAACUGCACGUACCUGGUGGCCUUGAAGAUGAACUGUUUCUGGCCCAACAGGCUAGUGGACGAGUUCUUUAUCGGUGUUCACCAGCACUACUUCCACAACUGCUCGCCCACCGGCCGACUGCCUCAUGACCCACCCAACAGAAUUUUAGGGCCCUUCAUCAUAGUACCCGUUGUGGUCACUCUGCUCAUGACUGCUCUGGUGGUGUGGAGGAGUAAACGCAGUGAGGGCAUUGUGUAAUGCAGAUCGGCCUGCUCCAGUGACCCUCUAAAGCACAGAGGCUCACAUUACCAAACCCAGAGAACAUGCACUAUGCUCCUGAAACUGAGAGAUGUUCAACUAUUGACUCGUAUCUCAUCAAAUAGCUAAUGAACGACGCAGCAUGCUACUCACACACACACACACACACACACACACACAAACAAAUGACCUGAAAAAACUAUACUAGAGACUGCCUUUAAAAUACACAAUACUAUACCGGCAAAGCUUACUUUCCUAGACUUCUGUCAUAUAUCUGCAAGGUCCUGGUUGGUAGUUUAAAGCAGUGCAUUUUCAUUACAAUACCUCAACAGUGAGACAGCUGAAGUGCCAGUGGAACUGACACUGGCUGAAUAAAUCUAAUUUCUGAACAGAUAAACCACAGGAUCACUGUUAUCAUCGUCAUCUGUGAACGCUGGACUCCACAGCUCUCUUUCCUCUCACCUUCAUGCAUCCUUCCAAAUCCUGAUAAAGUUUAAUAUAGCUGAUAUGCUGAUUGAGUUUAUUUUCAAAAUGGAGUAAACUAUGUGACUAUUAACAUACUGUGUAAAUGGCAAUGACAUUAUAAUUUUAUUGACGAAUAAACAUUUAUGGUGAAGCAAAAUUUGAUCUAUCUUGAAAUGACUGGGUUUAAUUACACAAGGCAAUCUGUAAAGCUUGUUAGCUUGAUUUGUAAUGAUUAGCGACUUUGAUUAAUUGAAUGUUCAUUUGGAGUAAAGUUUGUAAAGCUGAUGACUCUGGCACCUGCUCUGUUUUCAAAGGGACUGUUCCAUUUCUUAUCCUGUGUUUAUAUUUAAAUCUGAUUGCUUUCCUUACAAUCUGUCCUGCUGGCUAAACACCCUGAACCAAAAAUGUGUAGACUUUAUAAGUAAGCGAUGGUAGCUCAGUGUUUCUGCAUAAGUGAAUUUGCUCUAGUGUCUGGAAGGUUGUGAGCUUAAAUCACAGGAUUGGCAGAAAGGCACUGAGCAAGUCGCGCAACAUUCAACUGUAUGCUUGGUUUGUAUUCUGCCUCACUUGGGAUAUGUAAGUUUAAGGAAAGUAUAUAGUAGAUGAUUUUUCAAUAUGUAAUAUUAUUGCAAUUAUUAGCAUUCUUGUAAAAACUAGAGAUGCACCAAUGUAUCGGCCAAUGAAGGCUAUUUUUUAUGCUAUGGGUUUAAAAACAUCCUAUGAUCAGGGCCGAUUACUGUAAAUACUGUCAAUCAAAAGAGGGCGGGAAAACACAUUGAUUUUGUGCUGUGUGUAAAGAUGAUGUCUCUUGUGUGGAAUGAAGACAAAACUUCCGUUUCUGAGCUCUAUAAGAUCUGCACUGCUAAAAAUUUUACACCGGAAGUGAGCAGCAGUGAAUUUCAUAUCCAGUUAAUGUUAAUAUAUAAAAAAGUUUAUAUUACAUAUUACCAGUUUGAUGUUCAAUGAUGAAGUAGAAAUACUUUUGUUUGUGGUGAGUGAAUAUGAAGUCUAACAGGAGUUUUUUUUUUUUUUUUUAGAAUUUAGUCAAUGUUAAUAUGAAUUCAUAACAUUCAAUAAGUUAAGAAAUCUUACUUUAAUCUUCAUAAUUUAGUUCAUGUGUUCAUGUUAAUUAGAGUAAUGUGUUUUCUGUUUAUGAGACCAGUUACUGUGAAACAACUUGCUGAAAUGGAGAGAAUAAAGUUUUUAUUUGCAUUUC